AUAAGCAUCACCUGCCCAGACACGCUUGAACAAAACACAGAGGAGCUGAAGGGAAUUCUGACCGAGAAUAAGGAUUACAUUACAACCCACGUCUUCAGGUUCACCUUCCAAAACUCCCAGGUGGACGGGGUGAUCAGCCAGGCCCUGUGGGGUGAUCUGGACUUCGUUCAAGUCCUCCUCGAGAACAACAAAUUCGACUGGGUCGACAAUAAGGCUUUUGCCAACUCCAAUGAGACUUUGCACUACCUAAGUUUGAAAAACAACUGCCUGAAGCAGUUCACGACCAGCUCAGCCAACGAGCUCCCGUAUCUCGCGACCCUUGACCUGAGCUACAACAACCUGUCUGUGGUCUUCACAGACGCCUUCACUUACAAGAGCCUCGAGUACCUCGACCUCUCCAACAACCAGAUCACCUCCAUCGGGAAGAGGUCUUUCGCCGAACUGGACAACCUCAAGGAGCUGCACUUGAGCAAAAACCAGCUGACCAAACUGGAAGACGAGACCUUCAAGUUCAACAGCCACACCCAGCUCUCCAACCUCCUGGUCAUCGACGUCUCGAACAACGCCAUCACGUCCGUAGCGAAGACGGCCUUCGCCGGUCUCUUCUAUGUCGAGAUCAACCUGCAGAACAACCAGUUGAGGACGGUCAGUGAAGAGGUCUUCAAUCACAUCCUAGUGGACAGCUCCUACUACGCCGUGAUAUCGUUGAUGGGCAACCCAAUCAACUGCGACUGCAAGGUCCUGUGGAUCGUGAACAGCACGCGGGUCCAGGCGUCCUUCGACAACUUCAUGUGUAUCAAUCUGGGGAAGCCCAUAGGAGAGACAACAAUCGAGGACCUCGGCAACUGUACAAAGAACGAGGGAGACGAGCGAAUGGCAACAUCAACGACCCCACUUUAUGAGGUCCCGUUGGGGUAGACUUGUUGUUGAAUGGGUUUCUUUCACCGUCCGGGAUGGUUCAGUCAUGUGGGGAUGUAAUGAUUCGGUUUAGGUCAUCAGGGUCUUUUUGAUACGUAAUGAAAGAGUUCUGCACCGGCUAAUUUGGAGAUGGGGUAAGGGAAUACAGAAACAACUCACACAGCAAUACGGGAUAUUUAUUUACAUAUUUCUUGAAUUGUGCUUCAAAGCAGGGGUGUUGACGGCUGGUCCGUAUAAGACACAGGCAGUUUCAUUCAAUCUGUGGAGUAAACUUCUAAUAAACUUUCAAAGGGCAGUGUAGGAAAGGUGCCACUUUCAUACCAAACCACUCAAGGAGCCUUUCUCCUCCAGGUACAAUUCACAAUUCUUCUCCUCUCUCUAUCUAUCCUUCAUCCUCUUCACUGACUCCUCUUUCUUUCUCUCUCCUUCUGCCCUUCCCUCUCUGUCCUUCCAAGGAAAAUCCUAAGAUAGCAAGCUUUUAUAUACCUACAAAUGGGCAGGGAUAACUAUGACACUUUCUAUGAAAUCUCCGCUAUCUGCUAGGAUUGGAAAACUGCUCACCCGACCUCACCAGACUGGAAACUUCCAUUCUCUCCGCAUGGCCGAACCGUCUCAAAACUUUUUAACCCUUUCAAGCUCUGUCGCCAGUUUCUGCAGUGUUCCCCCCACACAUCACCCACGAUCAGCACGUCUACAUACAUCUAACCAUUCGCGUUCAUUUCUCGGUUAAUUUUCUUUCGCUCCAACCGACGUUGUGUCCGCUCUUCCAUCCACCUCUUUUGCCCUCGCGUCUCUCAGAUCCGCUUCCUUCCCUUCCUCCAAAUUCUAAAUACUCACUCCAUCGACCCCAGACUUCUUCGUUUCCCAUUCUACAAACAAGCAAACACACAAACAUGUAUAUUUGUAUAAGAGUGUCUAUCAAGCAGAUAUGUGAUAGCUGUAUACGUGUUCAAUACAAAAUAUAGCCGAUCCUGUAUAUUUAUUUCAUCUAUAUUUUUGUGACUUGACAAUAAACGUUGUUUUUACU
This is a messenger RNA of Macrobrachium nipponense, 1945 nucleotides long. Its product is annotated as toll-like receptor 7. Gene Ontology annotation, cellular component: plasma membrane. Gene Ontology annotation, molecular function: protein binding. The annotation marks the transcript as partial. The record is from RefSeq and is a predicted model, not a curated record. The transcript has 6 exons. Lineage: Eukaryota; Metazoa; Arthropoda; Malacostraca; Decapoda; Palaemonidae.